AUGACAGCCUCAGAGUCAACCCAGAUUACUCGCCGCUCUUCCACGCAACACUACCAGACGUUCGACACCCCGCCGCCCAAGUCGCGUGGGCGACCCAAUUCCGGCCAGUCGGAGUCUUCAGGAGAUGGCUCACACGAUCCAAAUGACUACAAUGACCAGCCUGGCACGAACUCGCCACUGCCGAAGAAGCAGAUGGCGGUGCUCGCCAUGAUCGCCUUGGCGGAACAGACAGCCCUCAACUCGAUCAGUCCUUAUCUCCCCGAUAUGGCGUCGACAUUUCCAGAGGUGGAACCCAGUCAAGUAGGUGUUUAUGUGGGAACUAUAGCGUCGGCAUUUGCUUUGGCACAAUUUGCGACCAAUUACUAUUGGGGUUGGCUGUCAGAUCGGAUUGGGCGCAAGCCGGUGAUCCUGCUUGGGACACUUCUUACUGCCCUGUGCUUCGUCGCAUUUGGUUUCUGCAAGACCCUUUGGCAAGCUAUACUGGUGCAGGCAUUGAUGGGUGUGGUCAACGGGAAUCAAGGCCUGGUCUCCACCUGUCUGGGUGAGAUUACGGACCGCAGCAACCAGUCGCAGGCUUUCACUUAUCUCCCCGUUCUAUAUGGAAUUGGAGGUAUCACCGGCCCGCUCUUGGGAGGACUGCUGAUCUUUGAGCGCAACCCGUUCACUGGCAAUAAGAGCACAUAUCCAUACCUCGCACCAAAUAUCGUUGCCGCCGCCAUCCUUCUUGUGGACUUUACUUUAACGGCUAUCUUCUUGGAAGAAAGCUUGGAAGACGCAGACACAUUGCCCAAAUUUGGAAAGAAGGUUCGCAGCCUUUUUACUUGGCUGUGGCAGUUCACGGGCUUUUCAAGACACCCGACGUAUCUUCGACUUCCGCAAGAAACGCCAUAUUCUUCACUUCACCGUGGCACUGCGGAUACUGAGGAUCAUGAUAGCGACUUGGACUCAGCCUCUGAAGUGUCGAGCCGGGAUAACCAUCAUGCAGAGGAGUUGACUUGGGAUGAGAUUUUCACAAGAGACACCAUCCUCCUUCUCCUAACAUAUCUGAUUUUUGCUUUCUGCAAUGUCUCCUUCAAUUCGCUGUUCCCAAUCUUCGCACAAGCUAAGCCGCCCGUUGGCCGUCAUCUGACCCCGUCUGAGAUCGGCUUGUCGCAAGGUUUUGCUGGCGUAGUGACGAUCAUUUUCCAAAUCUGCAUCUUCAACCGUCUGCGCGAUAAGAUGGGCAACCGAUGGUCCUACCGCGCUGGGCUGUUUGGAUUCGUGGUCUCGUUUCUUCUGAUGCCUUUUGUGGGCUAUAAGAGCCAAGAUGGAGAGAGUCUGACUCGCAAGUCGGCCCUCAUGGCUGUGGAGUUGUGCUUUGUGUUGCUAAUCAAGACGGUUGCCUCUGUGGGUGGGUUGACCAGCGCAUUGUUAUUGGCUAAUUAUCCCCAGGUCACUAACUCUGCUCCAGACAAUGCCGUUCUGGGUGCCCUCAAUGGGCUCGCGCAGACACUCUCCGCAGCCGGACGUGCCGUGGGUCCCUUUUUGUCUGGCGGUCUUUUCUCAUUGACAUCCAAGAUCCAGCCCAAGGGUGAAGCAAUCGCCUUUGGAGUCUUUGGCGCCGUCUCAUUCAUCGGUUUCAUCAUGAGUUUUGGCAUUCGCGGUCGAUCUCUCGAGGCCGAUGGCUGGGUUUCGGAUAGUGACGACGACAACUACAAAUCCGACGACGAGGACGAGCACAAUGGCGCUUGA
Penicillium cataractarum is the source of this 1731-nucleotide messenger RNA. RefSeq names its product MFS transporter. The transcript has 2 exons. Gene Ontology annotation, molecular function: transmembrane transporter activity. The coding region runs from base 1 to 1731 and encodes 576 amino acids. The record is from RefSeq and is a predicted model, not a curated record. Gene Ontology annotation, biological process: transmembrane transport. Lineage: Eukaryota; Fungi; Ascomycota; Eurotiomycetes; Eurotiales; Aspergillaceae.